AUGACCCUUUCGGCAGUAUGGGCCCUGGUUUCCAUGGGAGCCACUGCCGCCGUGGUGUCAACCGAUUCUCAGGUUCCGGAUUCAAGCAAUGUCGACCAGCCGGAAGACCACGGAACCAAACCGCAAAUUUCAUCCUGCCUCGAACCUCGCAGUCUAACGGUCGUGGACGAAAAGGGCCGGCCGAUUAGAGCUCCUGCGCCCAACCCGAAUUGCGACGCAUAA
Pyricularia pennisetigena is the source of this 222-nucleotide messenger RNA. RefSeq lists its product as uncharacterized. The transcript has 2 exons. NCBI's taxonomy places the organism in Eukaryota, Fungi, Ascomycota, Sordariomycetes, Magnaporthales, Pyriculariaceae. The coding region runs from base 1 to 222 and encodes 73 amino acids. The record is from RefSeq and is a predicted model, not a curated record.